AUGGCAGCUGUCAAAGGUCCUGUGGAUUACACUCCUCCAGAAGGGGGAUGGGGUUGGGCAGUGGUGGCUGGUGCCUUCAUCUCUAUCGGUUUUGCCUUUGCCUUCCCAAAGUGCAUCACUGUGUUCUACAGAGACAUCGAAGUGAUUUUCAGUGCUAGCACAAGCCAAGUCUCAUUGAUCUCAUCCAUCAAUGCAUCCUUUAUAUAUGCAGGAGGUCCAAUUAGCAGCAUCCUGGUGAAUAAGUAUGGCAGUCGUCCGGUAAUGAUACUGGGGGGUUGCCUCUCAGGAACUGGACUCAUAGCUGCAUCUUUCUGCAACACAGUGGAGGCUUUGUAUCUCUUUGUAGGUGUGAUAGGAGGUCUGGGACUGGCAUUCAAUCUCAAUCCAUCCCUGAUAAUGAUUAGCAAAUAUUUUUACAAAAGAAGGCCAUUUGCUAAUGGAAUUGCCAUGGCUGGUUCUCCAGUAAUUCUACUCACAUUAGCUCCUCUGAACAGUUGGUUUUAUAACCAGUUUGGUUGGAGGGGUAGCUUCCUAAUCCUGGGUGGGAUUCUGCUCAACUGUUGCGUAGCUGGAUCUCUCAUGAGGCCGAUUGGGCCAAAGCCCAAACCUGCUGUGAAAGAGGUUGGUAGUGAUGAAGAAAAGAAAACAGUGAUGGAGACUAUCAACAGUUUAAUUGAUUUGUCUCUUUUCAAACACCGUGGAUUCCUCCUGUACCUCAUAGGCAAUAUUGUGCUGUUCUGUGGUUUUUUUACUCCUCUGGUAUUCCUCAGUAAUUAUGCCAAGACAAAGAAUAUUUCAAAUGAGAAGGCCGCAUCACUGCUUUCAGUGCUGGCCUUUGUGGACAUGGUGGUGCGGCCAUCAAUGGGAACAGUGGCCAACACCAAAUGGGUGCGACUCAGGAUACAGUAUUUCUUUGCAGCUUCAGUUCUGUUUAAUGGUGUAUGCCAUUUGCUUGCCCCCCUUGCCCUGGAUUUUUUAGGGUUUGUGAUCUAUUCAGCAUUCUUUGGGUUUGGGUUUGGGUGGCUGAGUUCUGUGCUGUUUGAGACCCUGAUGGAUUUGGUGGGAGCCCAGCGCUUUUCCAGUGCUGUGGGCCUGGUCACCAUCUUGGAGAGUGUGCCAGUGUUACUUGCCCCACCCUUGCUAGGAAUGUUUAAUGGCAUCUACCAUGACUACAAAUACACUUACAUAAGUUGUGGAAUACUCCUGUUGGUUGCAAGCAUGUUCCUCUUCAUUGGCAUGGGCAUUAACUAUAGGCUGCUGGAAAAUGAAGCAAAGGAGGAAUCUAGAAAAUCACAGAAGAAAGGAAAAGAGGAAGAAUCCACUACCGACAUUGCAAACAAGGAUAGUAGCAAUGAGACAACAGUAAUGAUAGAAUGCAGCACAGUGACCACCUAA
Neoarius graeffei (lesser salmon catfish) is the source of this 1395-nucleotide messenger RNA. RefSeq names its product monocarboxylate transporter 1-like. Gene Ontology annotation, biological process: monocarboxylic acid transport; transmembrane transport. The record is from RefSeq and is a predicted model, not a curated record. The coding region runs from base 1 to 1395 and encodes 464 amino acids. Gene Ontology annotation, cellular component: membrane. NCBI's taxonomy places the organism in Eukaryota, Metazoa, Chordata, Actinopteri, Siluriformes, Ariidae. Gene Ontology annotation, molecular function: monocarboxylic acid transmembrane transporter activity. The transcript is spliced from 4 exons.